GAUUCCAACUCCAAAACUAAAAGAAGAUUUAUCGAGUUAAUAAAACACUUUCGAGUCCGCACUUUUGUUAUUUUCCUUCCAAUUUUAUGUGCCUUUUAUUGCUUUAAGAAUCCAAGAAGCUUCUCUUCUCUGCUCUACUGAAACCAAUCUUCGACGAAUCCAGUAUUAAAAGAUGAAUUCGACUCCGACGCUUCGUUUUCACCGGAAAUUUUAAUCGCUUUCCUUUGAUUUCACGGGCGACUAACUCAAUUUCCCGGUGGCUAUGUGUGUUUGAGUACGGUUUGCGAUGGGGACUGUGGUUGGAAAUGUUGAGGAGUGCAGAGAGAUGUUUGAAGGCAGUGCUGCUCAGACAAGGAUCACACCUUUCUCUUCAACAAAUCAGAUUAAGAAUCCUGUUACCUACAAGCUUGUCCGGGUUGCAGGAGAUGGGAGACUAGUGCCUGCAACCGAUGAAGAAAUUUUUGAGGUCAAUGAGACGGAUAUGCAUACUGCGUCAGAUGCUUGUCAGAGUGUAGGCUCCCUUUCUGCUCAAGGGUUACCUUCUCAGUUAGAAGAAACUUCUCAAGGUUUAUUGCAGUCUGGAUGUGUGGAACCAUCAUAUACAGAGCAGGUGAAUUCUCAACCUGAGUAUAACGAGCAGAUGUUGCAGAAGGUUGAACAGGAUGAGAGACUUGCCAUGAUACAUAGUCCUCACAUGCUUUCUGCUCCAGAUGCCAACAGCCAGUGUUGUAAUGAAACCAACAUGUUUAAUGAGGAUCAUGUCCACCAUGACUCUUCGCUGCAGCAACCCAUUCCUUUCUCAUCAGAUGUUCAGAACGGAUGCAAUGUGGAUCAAUCUAAUACGGUUGUACCAUGCUCAAACGCAGAAGCUAGUCCAAAAGAAACUGCGGCGCCCCCUGCUACUGCUCAAAGACCUGAUUUUUCUUUAGUUAGAGGGGAGAUAUGCUUGAAUAAUUUACCUAUUAAGGCACUGCAAGAAACAUUCAAGGCGACCUUUGGCCGUGAGACGACUGUUAAGGACAAGACUUGGCUGAAAAGGAGGAUUACAAUGGGACUUACUAAUUCCUGUAAUGUACCAACCACUAACCUGAGAAUUACAAACAGCAAGCUAGUUGGAAAUCAAGACAAGGCAAAUGAUUUGACUGAUGAUGUAAGAGCUACUAACCUGAAAGAUGCACCACCUUCUAGUACUGAUAAUGCGAAUGGACAUUCAAAUGCCUCGGGACAUAGUCUCACUGAAGAUUUUUCUAGCGAAGAGAGGGCUGCAAAAAGGGUUAGGAAACCUACACGAAGAUACAUUGAAGAACUUUCAGAAAACGAUGAGAAACAGCCAGUGGUUACUUCAAAAGAUGAGAAGCUAUCAGAAAAAUCUGAGGUGAGGUCUAUUAGCGUCUCCUUAGGGAAGAGAGUCACCGUCACCAGGGUGGUUUCCCUUGCUGGAUCUGAAAUUGAGGUUCCUUAUGUUUCUCUUGUCCGGAGAAGCCGUCCAAGAGAGAACAUCAUGGCUCUUAUGGAAUGUCACUCCAGUUGCUUGGAGGCAAAAGCUAGUUCAGGAGAGAGUAACAUGCUACACAAAGAAGUGCUAAAGUCGGCUUCUGGACCAGACCAGAAAGAAUCAGCUACAAGUAGCAGCAACAAUGAGGAGGAUGUUCUCACUGAGGUUGAUCAAGACAUGGAGACAGAGAACAUAGAUUCAUCUGGAAAUAGCUCAGAUGACAAUAAUAACAUUGGCUUGCCAACGAUGCAAGGUGGUGGACUUAGAAGGAAGCAUCACCGAGCUUGGACUCUAUCUGAGGUUACACAAUUAGUAGAAGGUGUAGCCAAGUAUGGAGCUGGGAAGUGGUCUGAAAUCAAAAAGCUUUCGUUUUCAUCUCAUUCGUACCGUACCCCUGUAGAUCUCAAGGACAAAUGGCGAAAUCUUCUGAGAACAAACUUUGCUCAGAGUCCCUCAAACAUCAUGGGAAGUCUCAAGAAACAUGGAUCGAUGGACAUUCCUAUGCAGAUUCUGUUGCAGGUAAGGGAGCUCGCGGAGAAGCAAGCACUGGUCCCACCGAAUCACCGAUAAAAUAAGGUUAUUCGAGAUGAGGAAACAAGAUCCAACUCCUUGUAGCUGAGUUUUGUAAAAUAGCAACCAAGUAAGGAAGAUGAGAAAUGUGAGAUAGGAUACAGUUUUUGCUGUCUUGUGUAACUUUUAUUAGGAAGCUUUGGUCUAAAACUGUGGUAUUGGUCUAAAGAUGAAACUGAUCUUUGUUUCGUAUUGACAAGAAAUAAGAGGAACAUAUUGUCUCAGAAA
Messenger RNA from Brassica napus (rape), 2293 nucleotides. RefSeq lists its product as uncharacterized. Bases 287 to 2065 code for a protein of 592 amino acids. The transcript has 9 exons. Lineage: Eukaryota; Viridiplantae; Streptophyta; Magnoliopsida; Brassicales; Brassicaceae. The record is from RefSeq and is a predicted model, not a curated record.